Molecule: messenger RNA, 855 nt
Organism: Ilex paraguariensis (yerba mate)
Lineage: Eukaryota; Viridiplantae; Streptophyta; Magnoliopsida; Aquifoliales; Aquifoliaceae
Source: the annotation of a GenBank genome assembly
AUGAGAAACCCUAGUACCUCAAACAGAGUUACGGAGAAUGGUGUCCGGCUCGGGAAUCUGCGCGCGGGCCGUCUGGCGUCUAUCUUGGCGAAGGAACUCCUCGACGGCCAGAAAGUGGUGGUGGUACGCUGCGAAGAGAUUGCCCUCUCCGGUGGCCUCGUUCGCCAGAAAAUGAAGUACCUCCGCUUCCUCCGCAAGCGUAUGAAUACGAAGCCCUCUCAUGGUCCUAUUCACUUUCGCGCUCCUGCUAAAAUCCUCUGGCGCACCAUUCGAGGACGAAGAGAGGGGGCAGCGGCGCUGGCGAGGUUGAAGGCGUACGACGGUGUUCCACCUCCAUACGAUAAGAUGAAGAGGAUGGUCAUUCCCGAUGCUCCCAAGGUUUUGAGGCUUCAGGCUGGGCACAAGUACUGUUUGUUGGGGCGGCUGUCGAGCGAGGUUGGGUGGAACCACUAUGACACCAUUAAGGAGCUAGAAAAUAAGAGGAAAGAGAGGGCCCAGGUGGCAUAUGAUAGGAAGAAGCAGCUGACUAGACUAAGAGUCAAGGCUGAGAAGACCGCAGAGGAGAAACUUGGCUCCCAGCUAGAUAUCCUUGCUCCUGUGAAGUUUUGAAUUUUCUGGACAUAAUUGCUGAGAUUUUUUUGGAGCUUGAUUCUUACAAGGUACAUUAUGUAUACUGCGUCUUUGAUUGAUGUUGGGAGCCAAAGCAUCAAGAUUAUGAAAAAACUUUCUAGGGUUGGACUUUGUAUUGUAUGUACACGUUGAGAACUUCCUUGAGUUUGGUUACAACAGUCAACGUGUUAUCUGUAAUAUUAUGAUCAUGCGCUUCAUCCAUUUAUCUUGAAAGGCUUCUGAGGG